AUGGCGGCGCAAGCUUUCUUCACGGCCAGUGGCUUCUUCAGCUGGAAUUUCGGUUUUAUUGCAAUCGGAAUCAAUGGCUUCUUAUCGUCUGCGCCUGCAGCAGCAUCGCCGGCAGUCGCCGGUUCCGGUGGCGGCGCAACCUUAGGUGUAAUUCCAGGCAGUCCGACCUUCGGCGCGAUUCCUGGCAGUGCGGUCUUGGGUGUGAUUCCGGGACCUGGUGUCUUCGGAGCGGCACCUGGCAGGGCCGUCUUGGGCGUGAUUCCGGCAGCUGGUGUCUUCGGAGCGGCACCUGGCAGGGCCGUCUUAGGUGUUAAUCCUGGUAAUGCAACCUUCGGGGCAAUACCCAGCGUCUUGCUUUUCGGGGCUAUCAGCGGUCCCUUGGGAACCGAAGCGACUGCUCCAUCAGCAGGUGCUUCCGUUGCCGGCGCCGCUUUGGGAGCUAUCUUCGGGACGAUCGCUUUGGGAGCUAUCUUCGGGACGAUCGCUUUGGGAGCUAUCUUCGGGACGAUCGCUUUCGGUGCAGCGCCUUCGGUAGUUGGGGAUGUCUUCGGAGCGAUGCCCACUGGUGCCUUGGUGACCCCCUUAGGAGCCAAGAGAGGCGCCUUCUUGGCAGGAACCGGGUCAGCCUUUGGAGUCACCGUUGGAGCUGCCGCUUCAGCAGGCCCGGGUGAAGCACUCACUGGCGCUUUAGUCACGGCCUUGGGAGCCAUAGACGGAGCUUCUGCCUUCGUUGUUAUAGGGGUCUGGAAUGUAACCUUGGGCGUUAAGCCAGCCUUCCCAAGUGGUGCCUUAACAGCUACUUUGGGAGUUGCUGAUGCGGCAUCUGGCUGUGGCGUUGAGUCAGCCGAAACAUUAGACUUGCUGGCGACCAUAGGCGGUGCUUUGGUCGGCAUAGCCUUGGAUGCAGCGGCUUCGGGAGCCGGUGAUUUUGCCUUGCCAUCAGAAGCCUGUGGAAUCGAUGAUUUGCCGAAUGACGGCGCCUUCGUGAUGGAGGGGGUGGCUUUAGGCGCAGCAUCAGGUGCUGAUGCUGCCUUUGCUGGUGUGGCCGAUUCGGUGGACGCCGUUGCCGCUUUGGCAGGAGCUCCCAACGGUGUCGGCUUACCCUUGAGGAACAGUGGCUUGCGCAUUAUGGCCUUCUGCUUGGGCUGGAACGGCGUAUCCUCCGCUGGUUUCGGCUGA
Molecule: messenger RNA, 1179 nt
Organism: Babesia ovata
Lineage: Eukaryota; Apicomplexa; Aconoidasida; Piroplasmida; Babesiidae
Product: WD40-like domain-containing protein, putative
Exons: 2
Coding region: 1-1179 (392 amino acids)
Source: RefSeq, a predicted model, not a curated record